UUCUACUUCCACCUUCUAUUCUAUCCCCCCUUAUUCCCCGUGCUAUUCCGAUUUUAUUCCCUCUAUUCCAACUCCCGGUCAAAAGCCAGCCAGAGCCAGCCUUCUCAAUUUUAGAACUUUAUUGGGCUCUUUACUAGGGGAGUUAGGAAUUAAAGACGAGUUAUAAAAAUAGUUUAUAAAAAUUGAAUCCUAGACCCCUUAAGAGGCUGUUUUCUAGGGAAGUUGGGAUUAGGAGAAGGUAGUGUUAAUCUCGUUAUUUUAAUAUUUGGGUGGUGAUAUCCGGCUCGGUAAGCAGACAAAAGGGCUUUUAGACGAAGGCAUCGGAGGAGACCCCUCCACCUUCCAAACGGCUAUAAUUGUAGGGAGUUUUGAGGAGGGAGAGAGAGAAUAAGAGAAGGUUAAGAGGCGAGAAGCGAAGGGAAAACAUAUAGAUUAGUAGGGGAUAGAGAGAGAAAGAGGGGGAGGGCGGAGAUCGACGCCGGGCGGGCUGAUCGGAGGACCUUGCGGGUUUCCGCCGAGAGGCCGCAUCGCUGGGUGGUCUGAUCCGGCGCCGGGAAUCGCCGCCGCAGGGAAGACGUGGCGGGAUUUGGAGGAGAAAGCCGCUCGAUUGAGAGGGAUUUGAAGGAAAAAAAAAGGAGGAAUCUUGGGAAAAGUUUGGAUUUUUAUUGGUCCACCAUGCCGGACGGAGGGUACUACAAUUCGAAGAAGACGGACGACAUCUGCGAGGAUGUCUGCGGCGAGCAGACUUCAAGAGCAGCUCUGAGCAUGUCAAGGCUCCGAUGUGCCCUUCGGGGCUUCGAUUUGAAGGCGUUGUUGCUUCUCCUUGUGGGUGUUCCAAUUCUUAUCUUCAUCAUCUAUGUACAUGGCCAGAAGAUCACCUACUUUCUGAGGCCCCUGUGGGAAUCUCCCCCUAAACCCUUCAAUACCAUCCCUCACUACUACCAUGAGAAUGUCUCUAUGGAGAACCUUUGCAAGCUCCAUGGAUGGGGAGUUCGGGAAACUCCAAGGCGUGUCUUUGAUGCAGUGCUGUUCAGCAAUGAACUUGAUAUCCUUGAAAUUCGAUGGCAUGAGCUGAGUCCAUAUGUUUCAGAGUUUAUUCUCCUGGAGUCCAAUUCUACAUUCACUGGUUUGAAGAAACCCCUCGUCUUCGCAAAGAACCGGCAUCAAUUUAAGUUUGCUGAGUCCAGGUUGACUUACGGCACCUUUGGAGGGAGAUUUGUGAAGGGGGAGAAUCCUUUCGUGGAGGAGUCUUACCAGCGAGUGGCGUUGGAUCAGCUUCUCAAGGUAGCAGGCAUCACUGAUGAUGACUUAUUGAUCAUGUCUGAUGUUGAUGAGAUCCCAAGUGGCCACACGAUCAACCUUCUGAGGUGGUGUGAUGAUAUUCCUGAGAAGCUCCAUCUCCAGCUCCGGAACUAUCUAUACUCAUUCGAGUUCUACCUUGAUGACAAGAGCUGGAGGGCUUCGGUUCACAGGUAUCGAGCUGGGAAGACCCGAUAUGCUCAUUUCCGCACGACAGAUGACCUAUUGGCUGAUUCAGGGUGGCACUGCAGCUUCUGCUUCCGCCACAUCAGUGAGUUUACAUUCAAAAUGAUGGCAUACAGCCAUGUGGAUCGCGUGAGAUCUCCCUAUUACCUAAAUCCAUCAAGGAUUCAGGAUGUUAUAUGCCGAGGAGCAGACCUAUUUGAUAUGCUUCCAGAGGAGUACACAUUCCAGGAAAUCAUUGCUAAGCUGGGACCGAUCCCGAGUUCGUAUUCUGCUGUCCAUCUUCCAGGGCACCUACUUCAGAAUGCUGACGAGUACAGAUAUCUCCUGCCAGGGAACUGCAAGCGUGAGCGUGGCUAAGUUUUGUUAGUGGCAUCAUAGGCUGCUUGCAAAUGCUACAGAGAAGGUCCACUUGGAAAAUUGAUCUGUGGCUUUAUAUUGGGGAUGAGUAUCUAACUUGGUUGGAUGAUUCUUCUGUGGAAAUGGGAAAGCAUGUGUGAGCUCUGUUCUUUUAUGUGCAAUAGAUUUUGAAGAUUUAAUAGUAUCAACACAUGCUUGCCUGCGGCCCAUUUAUUUGCCAAGGAGCUCAGUGGAUUUGUAACUACCAUGGGAGAUUAUUCAUCUCUUCUUCCCUUCUUGGUAUGUGAUAUCACACUGGUUAUUGUACAAUGCAAAUCGAGUGAGUUUUCAAAUGUUUACAUUCUGGGAAUUUGUUUUCUUCUAGAACUAAUUUAUUCAUGAAUUCUUCUUCCAGCCAGCCUCGAUGUUCUGUUGACUUUGAGAUUGUACCAUCUGAUUUACUAACUCUCCGUGUGGUAACAGUUCUGAUUAAAUUAUGGCAUUACUUUUUAGCAGU
Phoenix dactylifera (date palm) is the source of this 2338-nucleotide messenger RNA. RefSeq lists its product as uncharacterized. Gene Ontology annotation, cellular component: membrane. Lineage: Eukaryota; Viridiplantae; Streptophyta; Magnoliopsida; Arecales; Arecaceae. Gene Ontology annotation, molecular function: beta-1,4-mannosylglycoprotein 4-beta-N-acetylglucosaminyltransferase activity. The record is from RefSeq and is a predicted model, not a curated record. Gene Ontology annotation, biological process: N-acetylglucosamine metabolic process.